Darwinula stevensoni is the source of this 564-nucleotide messenger RNA. The record is from the annotation of a GenBank genome assembly. Lineage: Eukaryota; Metazoa; Arthropoda; Ostracoda; Podocopida; Darwinulidae.
AUGAGGAUACUUACUCCUCGAACUUUCCUUCCAAAAGUCCCAAUCGUCCUUCUCAACUCCCUCAUCAACACUCUCAUCACUCUCCUCACUCUCAUGGCCACCCUCAUGACCACUCUCAUGACCACUCUGAAGGUAUCCCGCAUUUUCCUCCAUGAAGACUUUAACAGACAGAACUUUGACUCCGAUAUUGCACUCUUGGAACUGGCAGAAGAUGCCACGUUAACAGAACGAGUGCAGUUGGUUUGUCUGCCAGAACACUCAGAUAUAUCUGAUACCAGCUCCAAGAGCGGAUUGCUAGGAUCGGUGGCUGGAUGGGGUUCAGAUGACACAGGUGUCCUCCCGAAUGUACUGAUGGAAGUGGAGCUCCCAAUUUUAUCUAAUAGAGAAUGUCGUAAAGACACUAUUCACUUCACAGGGGACCAACACGUCACUAGUGAUCAGAUCGGCGGUGUCAUCUUCCGUCUGAGCCAGCCUCUUCAGAUGCGGAGCGAGGGGGAGAUGGUUCAUGGUGGGUACUAUGAUGUUAAAGGGGGUCAACAUCACUGUUGUCGGCAUCCAAUGUAA